UUAAAUUUUGACAUACACAAGUGUGUGCGUUCCCUUAGCUUGAGAGGGUGGUCAAAUCUAUGGAGAAGGCACCGGGGACGGCUGCGUUGGUGGUGACGAAGAAUCCGAGCCCGCACGUGCCCUUUGACGUGCCUUCCAACCACCACACGCGGUCGAGCUCCGGCGACUUUGAAUCCUCCAUUGACCACCUUGACAAGGGACGUUACCACCCACGUUGGUUUGCAUGUUGUGCAUGGUCAUGCCUUGUUGUGUUCUUCUUCAUCAUAGUACUUCUCUUUCUUUGUGUAACCUACUUGGCCUUUCUCAAGUCAGGGAUGCCAAAAGUUAACGUGAAAAAGUUCUACAUAACCAAGUUUCAAGUUGAUGAUGGCUCACAAAAGAUGAAUGCAGUUAUAGGGUUAGAAUUGAUGUUCUCCAACACGAAUGGCAGGCUCAAGCUUUUGUAUGGUCCUCUUGAUGUUGAUGUGAGAAGUGAGGAUAUGAUCUUGGGGAAGAACAAACUAAGUGGCUUCUUUCAAAGACCAAUGAAUGACACCAACUUGGACAUCACAAUGAAAAUGGAAAAUGCUGACGUUAACAAGUAUGCCGCUGAGGACUUCAAAUCAGACAUGAAUGCCAAUGAGGUUGUGUUUGAUGUGUAUGUGGGUGGACACAUUGGUUUUGAGGUUGGGAAUUUGGAUAUGAGUAACAUUCCCUUUCUAGCAUCUUGUCAUCAAAUCAACAUGAUGGAUGUGGAUAAUGGAAGGAGGCCUGAAUGCAGUGUUAAGAUGUUUGCUAUCAGGCCUUCAACAAACUGAGAAAAGCAAUUACAAAAAGUUUAGUUAUGGGAGGACGAGUAAUUUAUUGAUAGGGAUCAGAAUUUCUGCAAAUAGUAAACUGUACUCACAAGCCAUUAGAGACAUGAACAUUUUGAAGUUUUAUAAUCUAGAUAAAAUUGUGUAUUCUUCAUUGUGGACAUGUAUAUACGGUCUAAUUAAACAUUUGUUUAUCAUUGUUACAGCCACUUAUUUCGACCGUAAGACUAAAUUAACAAAGGAAAUUUUGGGUAGCCAA
Molecule: messenger RNA, 1053 nt
Organism: Cajanus cajan (pigeon pea)
Lineage: Eukaryota; Viridiplantae; Streptophyta; Magnoliopsida; Fabales; Fabaceae
Product: Late embryogenesis abundant (LEA) hydroxyproline-rich glycoprotein family
Biological process (GO): defense response to other organism
Cellular component (GO): plasma membrane
Source: RefSeq, a predicted model, not a curated record